GGCGAAAAUUAUAAUCUUUUUAAUUUUCAGAAUAAUAAUGAAACCAUUAUGAAUGUUCCUAUUUAUUAUAAUUCAAUCGAUACUAAUGAACAUGAAUAUGAUAUUUUGCUUGAAGGUGACAACGAAGAAAAAAACCCGAAUUAUGUUUUAAAUUAUUUGUGCAAUGUUCUUGAAGAG
This is a messenger RNA of Racocetra fulgida, 177 nucleotides long. Lineage: Eukaryota; Fungi; Glomeromycota; Glomeromycetes; Diversisporales; Gigasporaceae. The record is from the annotation of a GenBank genome assembly.